AUGAUGGACCCAUUCAUUUCUGCUACCUUAACUUUUAUAAUAUCAUUUUCGUAUAUUUUGGCAAUUUACCUACCAGACUUUUCCCUCUUUUUAAAAAACAAAGAGAAGAAAAAUACCAAACUAAAAAGGGACGAUCCUAAAGAGAUUAAAAAAAGGGCUAUUAAAGUUAGUUUAGUAAUAAUAUUUAAUAUUUUAAUAUUUUAUAAAUGGGAGUAUUUUUCCAGUUUUCUAUCCCCAACAGACUCUAAGAUUUCCCUAUUUGAAUUAGGAUUAAUACCGGGUUAUAAUUUAAUAACGAUUAAAGGGACAAAAAUCAGAUAUUGGGAAUAUGAUUUAAAAUUAUAUUUUUUUAAUUGUCUUAAAAUAAGCAAACUUUUUCUGAUUUUAUUUAUUGGACCUUUGGCAGAUCAAUUGUUCAAUUAUAUAUUAUAUUGUAAAUAUUAUAAUAAUAGCAACAACAACAAGAAUAUUAAUAAUAGCAGGAAAAUUAUUCUCAGUGCGAUAUCUUUUGAUAUUUGGGGGUUUAGGAAUUAUGUGUUUGGCCCAAUUACCGAGGAAAUAGUCUAUACUGGUAUAACUUUAUAUAACUAUAAUUUUAAAAACUAUUGGGGGUUACCAUUAUUUUUUGGGUUAGCGCAUAUUCACCAUGGAUACGAACUAUACCAUGAGAACAAAUCUCUAUUAAACAUUGUUGUGAUAGUUUUUAUUCAAUUGAGUUAUACGACGUUAUUUGGGUAUUUAACAAAUACUAUAUAUCUUAAAUAUAACGGGAAUUUGAUGGGAUGUAUACUAUUUCAUAGUUUUGCAAAUUAUAUGGGAUUUCCAUCAUUGAGUCCGAGAUGUUUAUACGAGAAUCCGAUUUUAUUAAAAUAUUCUUCUGAAAACACAAAUAUUAAGAAUAGAAAUGGAAUUUGUAUGUUUUUGGUAAAAGUUAUUAGGUUGAUAUAUUUUGUUCUUUUAAUAAUUGGAUUGUUAGAUUUUACAGUUAAGGUAUUUACAUUGUGA
Molecule: messenger RNA, 1005 nt
Organism: Saccharomycodes ludwigii
Lineage: Eukaryota; Fungi; Ascomycota; Saccharomycetes; Saccharomycodales; Saccharomycodaceae
Gene: RCE1
Product: CAAX prenyl protease
Exons: 1
Coding region: 1-1005 (334 amino acids)
Biological process (GO): CAAX-box protein processing
Cellular component (GO): endoplasmic reticulum membrane
Molecular function (GO): metalloendopeptidase activity
Source: RefSeq, a predicted model, not a curated record